AUGACUGUAGAUAACGAAAAUGAGAUAGAGGGCGAUAAGAGGUCGGAUAGUGAGAAAAAGUUUGAUGGCGAUGAAAAGGUGAAUAACAAUAAGGUGGAAAGCACUAUGUCAGUAGAGGACAAACUAGCGCAGCUAGAGAAGAGAUUUGCGGAGUUGGAGAGCAAAUAUCUUGGUCCUAAAGAGAAAUCGGGCACCGAGGAAGUCAUCUUAAAAAGAGAACCUGAACAAAGAGAGAUAAAAGACGUAAAUACCACUCCAGUCGAUGCCGGUGUAAUAGUAGGAGCAGAGGAGUCUCCUUCCACAGAAGAACGGGUGCGUGUUGUUAACUCUAAAGUUGACGACGAUGGUGAGCGCAGGGACCACCGUCUCAAUUCGAAUGAGACGUCAGAUGCCAGUCUAAAGAAGAAGGGAUGUGCCGUCAUACUUCGCAGGUACCUGCAGUCGAACAAGGGAGAAAUAGAAGUAUUCGAUCCGGAUCUCCGCAAACUACUCAAAAAGAUUCUAGCGCACUAUCCCAGUCACACCUUCAUCGGAGAGAAUGUGGUGAUAGACUCUCCGUACGAAUCUUUCGUUUUGAACUGGGACAUUUUGCGCGAAGAAGCUGAAAAAGAAACAGUGGACGUAAAAGACAAGCAAGCAAGGUCAGACUUACGAGAGCUAUUGGAAAUGAUAAAAAGCGGCUCCGGCGACAAAAAACUCGACUCAUAUCUCACAGCACGCGACGACCUCAUCAAGCAAAAGAGCAUCACGUUCGAGGCGCUUUGGACCAUCUUUCCUCCAGGAACCAUCAUUUAUGGCCAGAUCUUUCUGGACGAAGACCAAAUCUUCGUAGUCGAGGAUAACUUCACACCUUGGCCCAGAGAGGAAAGCAGGCGGUCUAGGGUUCCGCCCCCCUGGACUUUGUGCUGCUGGGUGUACGAUUACAUUGGUACGGUUUUCCAACGACGAAGCGUAGCCCUAAAAUUCGACAGUUUCGAUGGACCCAAGCCUAUUGCGUCACUUCCAUUCUAUCCACUGAGCGCAAUUGGGCCGGAAAGGUGGAGUCAGAUCGAAGAGAGGCUGUUCAAACGUGGUAAGCUGUUUAGAGAGUACUGCACUGCUGACAAGGAUCAUCGAAUGUAUGAAUACAAGGGAGAGGCCAUAUUUGAUAAACGAGGCUUCGGCGUCCAAUCUACUAAUGAUGAUUAUGAUAUUCGAUAUUUUGGCGACGUGUCUGACUUUCUUCAGAGUGACAGUGACAGUGAACGUCACAACUCAAUCCGAAAGUCGCAGACCGUUGAUGAUAGCAGUGUGAUGGUUGACUUCGAGUCAUACUUCCGUUAUGGUCUAGACGUCGCCAGAAUUGGAGAUACUCAAAUAAUCGACGGCUUCGAUGAUUGCCAUUGUCCAGACUGCGUCUCCAAUGAAGCACAAAAAGAGCUUUUUAAACCGAGCUACGACAAGAUGACUGGGCAGAGAGACGAAGAAUGGGAGAAAUUACAAUUUAUGCUCUGUCCACCUCGCGUUUUAGGUUACAUCCUUAAAGAUAAGCAGUGGGCCCAGCUUGCCAUCAACAAUUUGUCUACCAUCAAGGAUGAAGAGUACAGUGAUGUCCUAAAGCAGCUCCAUCUUUCCGGGCCUGGGAAAGACGGUGGGAAGAAGAAAAAAGAGCUGUUGUUUGGAUUAGUACAGAAUCAUGGUAUGGACGAAGAGGAACUCCAAGAUCUCGUUGCCGAAAAAGGCAAAGGGUUGGUUUUCCUACUAUAUGGUGCUCCUGGUGUUGGAAAGACGUCUACUGCCCAAAUGAUUGCUCGUGCGGCCCGGAAACCACUCUUCUCGAUCGGUGUUGCAGAUGUCGGCACCAAUGCCCGGGAGGUUGAGUCUAGGUUAGGAACUAUAUUUGACCUCGCGACGAAAUGGAGAGCGAUUUUGCUGAUCGACGAGGCAGACGUCUUUCUUCAAAGUAGGAGCCAAAACUCGAUUGGUCCAUCGGCGGAAGGGAGUGCACUCGUAUCUGUUUUUUUACGAGUCCUCGAAUACUACCGUGGUAUAAUGUUUCUCACAACAAACCAAAUCGCUCAAUUCGACGUCGCCGUACAAUCCAGAGUGCACAUUGCCUUGAAGUAUGACAAGUUAAAUGAGGAGCAGACCUAUAAGAUCUUCAUGGGAUUUAUAAAUCAGCUUAAUGAUUAUGAUGCUAUCGAAUCGGCCGACUAUGACAGGAUUAAAAGGUACGCCGAAGAAGAUCUGCACUCAAAGGAGUUCGACGGCAGGCAGAUCCGUAACAUUGUGGCCUGUGCCAGGGGUUACGCGAGAGCCAAGAAGCCUAGCGAGAAGUUGAAGCUUGAGCAUAUCGUGCAUGUCGUUCGCUUUGUAGAAGACUUCCAAAGAGACCUAGCGGGCCAGAUGAAAACUUGGCGGGACCAGCAAAAGGCUACGAGAAUUUGA
This is a messenger RNA of Botrytis fragariae, 2427 nucleotides long. RefSeq names its product putative p-loop containing nucleoside triphosphate hydrolase protein. The transcript is spliced from 7 exons. Bases 1 to 2427 code for a protein of 808 amino acids. The record is from RefSeq and is a predicted model, not a curated record. Lineage: Eukaryota; Fungi; Ascomycota; Leotiomycetes; Helotiales; Sclerotiniaceae. Gene Ontology annotation, molecular function: ATP binding; ATP hydrolysis activity.